Messenger RNA from Ceutorhynchus assimilis (cabbage seed weevil), 2904 nucleotides. The record is from the annotation of a GenBank genome assembly. NCBI's taxonomy places the organism in Eukaryota, Metazoa, Arthropoda, Insecta, Coleoptera, Curculionidae.
AUGGCAAAGAAUGAGGACCAAGAUCUCAAACACCUUUACUCUCAAGGUAUCCAAAUCUGGAGUAGAAGUCAAGAAGUUUUGGAGGAAGAAGCUCUGAAGGAACUCGAAAUCCUUGUUGAUGAAAACCAUCAAGAUAACAAGGAAUCAGGAAUUACAGAUGUUGAAAUAAAAUUUGACCAGAAAAUACAUGAAGAUAGUCCUUCGACCUCAUCUUGUACAGCUGCUGAAAGUGAUUUCACUUACAAUUUGCAUGACUAUUAUGAAGAUGAAGAAGACGAAGAAGAACCGAUAGAAGACCCGGGAAGCGAUUAUAUCCCUAGCGAUGAAGAAUAUCGACAAGAAACUAAUAUAGCAUUAUCGAAACCAAAAAUCCAAAAGAAAACGCAAAGUAAAAAAAAAUCUUCCCCACGCCUAAUAAAAGUUACAGACGACGCGCUUGAAAAAAAUUACAAAUCUAGACUUGACAGCUAUUAUAAAAGACUAGAAAAAGAACUUGAGUUACUCGGAGUCCAAAAUGAAACAAAAAAACCUUACAAGAAACUCAAAGGAGGCCUGAAAGUUCCCACUGAAAUUUGGAACAGGCUCUAUGAAUAUCAAAAAGAAGGUGUUUAUUGGUUAUGGGAACUACAUCAAAGAUGCAGCGGAGGUCUAUUGGGUGACGAAAUGGGCUUAGGCAAAACUGUCCAAAUUAUAGUAUUCCUUCAUGCCCUUCAAUAUAGUCAAUAUACCUCGAAACAUGGAAGAUUUAUAGGAGUUGGUCCAACAAUAAUAGUUUGCCCAGCCACAGUUAUUCAACAGUGGGUGAAACAUUUCCACGAAUGGACCCCAGAGUUUAGAAUAGUAGUUUUACACCAAUCAGGAAGUUAUCAAGGACAAAAAUCUAAACUAAUCAAUGCGGCCAAUAAAAAUAAAUCAAUAAUUAUAACUAGUUAUGCAGGGAUACUCAAAUACAAAGGCAAUAUUUGUGAAUACCACUGGCAAUAUUUAAUACUAGAUGAAGGCCAUAAAAUAAGAAAUCCCAGCUCACAGGUCACUGUUGCAGUUAAAGAAAUUAGAACACCGCACAGAAUAAUGUUAACUGGCAGCCCUAUGCAAAAUAACUUGACAGAACUUUGGAGUUUGUUUGAUUUCACAAAUCCAGGAAUGUUGGGGAGUUUGAAAAUAUUUACAGAACAUUUUGCAACUCCCAUUUUACAGGGAGGGUUCACCAAUGCAACUCCAAUGCAAGAAGCCACAGCAUAUUCAGUAGCUUCAACAUUAAAAAAUAUUAUUUCUCCUUUUUUUUUGAGAAGAAUGAAGGAAGAAGUUAAGGAACAUAUUCAGUUGCCAAAUAAAAGCGAGCAAGUGCUAUUUUGCUCUUUGACAGAUUGUCAAAGGGAUUUGUAUAAAGAUUAUCUAAUGAGCGAACAAGUUAAUAAUGUUUUGGGGAGAGGUAUUAAGAAUUGGAAAAGUGAUAAUGCAAUGAAAGGGAAUAUAUUAAUGGCUAUAACAGCGUUAAGAAAAAUAUGCAAUCAUCCUGAUUUAUUAGUGCAUGAAGAAGACGAACCAAUAAAUGAAUACAAAAAAUCAGGUAAAAUGGUUGUUGUUUCUGCUUUAUUGAAAAUAUGGAAGAAGCAGGGCCAUAGAACAUUAUUAUUUUCACAAGGAAGAUCAAUGAUUAAAAUAUUUGAGAAUUUUUUGGACAAACAAGGAUAUGCAUACUUAAAAAUGGACGGCACUACUAGCAUUAGCUCUAGGCAAGGAUUAAUAGAUAAAUUUAAUCAAGAUAAAAGCUAUGAUGUUUUUUUACUAACAACAAGAGUCGGAGGUUUAGGUGUAAAUUUAAUUGGAGCCAACAGAGUUAUUAUUUAUGAUCCAGAUUGGAAUCCGGCAACUGAUACUCAAGCCAGAGAACGUGCCUGGAGGAUCGGACAAGAAAAAUCUGUUACAAUUUACAGACUUCUUUGUGCAGGCACUGUAGAAGAAAAAAUGUAUCAAAGACAAGUAUGGAAACAAUUAUUGAGCAAUAAAAUAUUAAUUGAUCCAACAACCAAUAAGUUUUUCAAGUCUUCUGAUUUGUUUGAUUUAUUUUCUAUGCCAGAAGAUCCACAAGCCAAUCCUGAGACUGCUAAUAUUUUUAGAGAAUCUAGAGUGAAAAUUCAAGAGAAAAUUGAGGAAAAAAAGCGGUUGAAAAAGGAGAAGAAGAAGAAAGACAUUGUAGUGACAGAGGAAAAAGUUGAGUUCUCAGCUGAUAAGAUACAAGCUAUGAAGAAUUUGGCACAACAAAUUGCUAGAAAUAUUUCUAAAUCUAAUGAGACAGUUUUGCCAAAAAAAGAGGCAUAUCAGUUGCAAUUGGAAGAAGAGAGAAAAAAAAAACUUGAAGAAAAACAAAAAUUAAAACAACUAACACCGCAAGAAUUAUUUGAAUAUAACAGAUGGAAAGCUGCACAACGUGAAGAAGAAACAAUAAAUAAAAUGGACGAUAAAGUGAGUAAUGUCAGUUUUGAAGAAGCUCUAGAAAAAAGUUCAAAAACAGCCGAACUGUAUCAUAAAUUAACAAACAAGGAUAUAAAAUCCCUAAUUCCUGGCCCAAGCACAUCAAACAAUGAUCAAAAAUCAAGAAAGCGCAAAAAAGGAGCCUCGAUAGACACUUCAGGAAAAAUCGAUGGUGAACAAGUGGAAGGUUUGUUGAAACGAGAAACCAAAAAGCUAAAAUAUGAUGAAACUUCCAACGAAAAUCGAGAUAAUUUUAUUCUGGAGCAUUUAUUUUCUAAAAAAGGAGUCUCUGGGGCACUGGAGCAUGACUCAGUAUUAAAUGGAGGCAAAAAACAGCAGAGUUUAAAAGUGAGGACAGAUGCUGAUGAGAGAGCCCUAAAGUCUUUGGAAGCUUUGAAGAAAUCUAGAUUAAACCAUUGGAAAUGGUAA